AAUUAGGGACGUGUAACUGCAAACGGCUAAAAACUGCCAGGUUUUGUGAUCGCUUAUUAUUCAAGCUUCUCAAAAAUGUUAAAAGCAAUAAUUUUGAUUGGUGGUCCCGAAAAAGGUACUCGUUUCCGGCCUCUUUCGCUGGACACGCCGAAACCACUGUUUCCGGUGGCAGGCAAACCCAUAAUUCAGCACCACGUAGAGGCUUGUAUUCGUAUCUUAGGUCUCAAGGAAAUUCUUAUACUGGGGUUCUAUCCGUGCUCGCAGAUGCAGCAAUUCGUGAGCAAUAUGCAAAAUCUGUAUGAUGUCAAUAUUCGCUAUCUGCAGGAGUUUACUUCACUUGGAACGGCCGGUGGAAUGUAUCAUUUUAGGGAUCAAAUUCGGUCCGGCAAUCCGAGUGCCUUUUUCGUUCUGAACGGUGACGUUUGUGCAGAUUUUCCCCUGCAAGAGCUUUAUGACUUUCACACGAGCAAGGGCGAGAAAGCGUUGGUUUCAAUCAUGGGCACAGAAGCAACACGCCAGCAAGCCGUCCACUAUGGCUGCCUAGUGCUUGGUAAAAACGAAGAGGUCACACACUAUGUCGAAAAGCCACGUUCCUACGUUUCGACUCUGAUUAACUGUGGUGUGUACGUUUGCUCCUUGGAAAUUUUUGGCCGCAUGGGAAACGUAUUUCAUUCAAAACAGUUGGAUUACAAUACACUACACAACGGCAACGGCAGAGACGUUGGGCAUAUCCAACUAGAACAGGAGAUACUAACUCCGCUAGCCGGUACUGGAAUGAUGUUUGCCCUGCCAGUGACAAAUUGGUGGUCUCAAAUUAAAACCGCUGGAUCGGCGAUAUACGCCAAUAGACACUUUUUGGCAUUGUAUAAAAACACUCAUCCCGAACGGCUGGCAAAUCCGGGAACCAAAACUUCCGAGGAAAGCAAUGGUGCCUUGAUUUGCAACAUCGUUCCAGACGUUCAUAUUCAUCCGACUGCAUCAGUACAUCCAACUGCCACGCUUGGCCCAAAUGUAUCAAUUGGCCCAGGAGUCGUUAUCGGACCAGGUGUACGAAUCCGGGAGUCCAUUAUUCUCGAAAACGCAGUCAUCAAAGAUCACACUCUGGUUCUACAUAGCAUUGUGGGACGUAGCUCACAAAUCGGUAUGUGGGCUCGAGUAGAGGGAACACCAAGCGACCCGGAUCCUAAUAAACCAUUUGCGAAAAUGGAAAAUCCUCCGCUGUUCAACAGCGACGGCCGUUUGAAUCCUUCAAUCACUAUUCUCGGAUAUGCAGUUAGUGUACCAUCCGAGAUGAUCCUUCUCAAUUCAAUUGUUUUGCCACACAAAGAGCUGACGCGAAGUUUUAAGAAUGAGAUUAUAUUGUAAAUUUUAGUAAAAUACAUCUAGUGAACCAGUUUAUUUUAAAUAGA
Molecule: messenger RNA, 1409 nt
Organism: Malaya genurostris
Lineage: Eukaryota; Metazoa; Arthropoda; Insecta; Diptera; Culicidae
Gene: Gmppa
Product: mannose-1-phosphate guanyltransferase alpha
Exons: 6
Coding region: 76-1365 (429 amino acids)
Biological process (GO): biosynthetic process
Cellular component (GO): cytoplasm
Source: RefSeq, a predicted model, not a curated record